This is a messenger RNA of Xenopus laevis (African clawed frog), 884 nucleotides long. RefSeq names its product small vasohibin-binding protein (gene svbp.S). The coding region runs from base 492 to 722 and encodes 76 amino acids. Lineage: Eukaryota; Metazoa; Chordata; Amphibia; Anura; Pipidae. The transcript is spliced from 2 exons. The record is from RefSeq and is a predicted model, not a curated record.
UAUAGGAAGGCCGGUAUUUUUUUCCAGAAAAGGUGACAACCCUAAAAGUGAGGUUGGGGCACAGGGGGGAGGAGACAGGAAUAAAGCUAAAGCAGACACACUGACACGUGUAAUUAUCAAUUAAACACAUUAGCGGCCCCCUCCAGCCCAAUGGUACAGCCCUAACACCAGGACCUGCAACUUAAACCUACGGAGGAGGAGCCAAAGUAAAAAUCUUUGUUGCGUCUGCCGCCAGAAGACGUAAACUUCCGUUUAGCCGCCAUAUUGGUACACCCUUAGAAGAAAGGAAAGAGCAUCCGUCUGUACAGCAAUCGCAUACUGUCAGGGAAGGCUGGGUUUACACGGCAACUGCAGGGAGGUUCAUUCCAGGCUCGACGGCCCUCUGCGAACAGAGUACGAGGAAGAGACUAACGACUCAUCGAUUCCCUUCUCUGAGUUUGGGUGCACCAAUAUGUCUGUUGCCCGCCUGUGAGUGACUUUCCAGCAGCACCAUGGAACCCGCCGGCCGCAGGGAGAAGCCCAAGGGGAAAGACGCCGCUAACCGACAGGAGAAAGCCAAGCAGAAAUCCGCCCAACAGGAGCUAAAGCAGCGCCAGCGAGCAGAGCCGUAUCCAGUAAUAGAGUUCAGUGGAAAUGAAAUGACGUUUCUCCAGAACCCCCCGGUGCUACACGUACGACUAUAUGAGGGGAUAUCAAGUGUGAGCUCUUCAGGUGAACACUAAACAGUCGGGGCAAAGGUAGACACAAUUGUGGAAAGGAUUCCAGAGGUUUCUGCAGUUCUUUAUAGGGAUGCACUGAAUCCACUAUUUUGGAUUCGGCCGAACCCCCAAAUCCGUCACGAAGGAUUCAGCCGAAUACUGAAUCGAAUCCGAACCCUAAUUUGC